GAACCAAGUAGUUAAAUAUGAAUGAAGGGAGUAAUUUAGAGUGCAUUUAAAUUACUCCGCGGGUUAUUGGAUCUUCGAGGGUACAAAGGACCAUUCACGCGAAAUUUAGGGAUAGGGAGAAAGAGCUGUGGUUGAGGCGAACGGACUAAACUGAAAAUGGCGCUAAUACUCCCAUUAUCAUCUUCCUCUUUUAUCACCAAGAAGAAAUCCCCAGGUCAUCAUCUGCUUCCUCACAGAGCGAGACGCAUAGAUCUCUCCGCGAAAUCGCGAGACCCAUCUCCCUCAGAAGACGCGCCGUCAUCCACGGCGGUACCGCCGCAGAAGAGGCUGGGCGGAGCCGGCCUAGGUUUUGGCUCUUCAACUCCAAAGACGCAGCAGAAGGGCGAGAGAGGAAGGGCAUCUGUAAUUCGAAGAGCCCCAAUCGAAAAACCCAAGUUCGAUGGACGAUCUGACAAUGCCCGCUCCCAGGAGCCCGAGAGAAGCGAGAGGGCUUUUCUUAUUGCUUGGUUAGGUCUUGGCGCAACCAUUAUUGUUGAGGGAAUUGUUCUUUCUGCUUCAGGCUUCCUGCCGGAGCAGUGGGAUAAUUUCUUUGCGAAGUAUCUUUACCCAUCAUUCACUCCCACAAUUGCAUUAUUUUUAGCCGGCACAGUAACUUACGGAGUGUUGAAGUAUCUGCAGAGUGAGAAAUCUAAGAGUGAAAACUGAUGAUUGUUCUUCACUCACAAAAUCCAAUUGUAAGUUUCUGCAAUGAAUGCGGCUAGUACUUCCUCCAACCAGCUUGUCCAGGCAUGCAUUUUCCAUGUAUUGCUGCUCAACUGUAAGUGUGCAAAAAGUAAUUUAUCUUUCUACUCAAAAUAGAUAUACCGAAAUAAUUGAUUACGUUACAAGUCAGCCGUGGAGGAGCAAUCUAGAUCUACAUGUCUCUAUCUGUUGGAUCUAUUUUUUUUUGAACUCCGUGUCACCGUAAUCAAUCCUAACUACUGCACAUCUCAUAGGGGUAUCUGAGUUUUGCAAGACAUUUAGGCUUCAUGAAGGAGGUUAUGUUCAUAAGAAUAAGGGUAAUCUCGGGAGUAAUUCUAGCUAUAUUCCAAACGUGAUUUGGUAUAACUCGAAUUGGGAGUAAUUUAGGUACAGGUGACAAAUCUUUUCAAAGUAAGUAUCAAUUAUGAACACGUUUUUAUUAUAGUGCAUCUCAGAAGUGGCCAAGAAUAUGUCCUAUAGGAUUAUAUGCUCAUACUUACCAUUGGAGCUUAGUAGCUUACCAUUUGGUUUGUUGCUGUUGACAAGGCAAAAAGUGCCGAGCAGGAAUCUGGUUGGAGUUUGUGAAAGUAAAAAGGGAAAAGAGAGAUGGAAUGAUUGGUGGCACGAAACUCAAGACGAUGCAUCCCUCGCCGCUGCUACCAAAGUACUCAAAUCGACUUCAAACUUUUAUUACUCCUCUCUUCUCUUAGGUAUCAUGAUUAGACGUAGAAAGGUUUUCUGAUUUAUAAUCGAAUAACCAAAAUGAUUCAAAUCAAACUGAAACUAAACU
Messenger RNA from Cuscuta campestris, 1531 nucleotides. Lineage: Eukaryota; Viridiplantae; Streptophyta; Magnoliopsida; Solanales; Convolvulaceae. The record is from the annotation of a GenBank genome assembly.